CGCAGCCCUGUGUAGCGCUGUGGGCGGGCCGGUCCCGUGGCGCCGGCGUCCCCGGGUAGGCGGGACUGGGCGCUUGGUGGCCGCGCCGGCGCUCUUCGCCGGGUGUGACGUACUAAUUGUGCGCCGCCACUGCCGGUGGGCCCGGGGCUCGCGGGAGGGGAAGGAGGAGGAGGGGGGGAGAGUGGCGGCGGCGGUGGCGCUGGUGGUGGCGGUGGUGCUGGUGGUGGCGGUGGCGGUGGCGGAGGUGGAGGUGGAAGCUGAAGCCAGAGGCGGCGCGGUGGGGUGUUCGGCGGCGCGGCACGCGGCCCAGAAGCGUUGGAAUCCUGAAUUGAGACGGCUGCGCCUGAAGACAGCAGGAGUGGCGGGGCCGCCGCCGUCGCCGGAGAGAUGAGCCGGGAAGCUUGAGGCCGGAGACGCCCGCCCUCGGGCCCGUCUGCCCGGCUUUCCCGCUCGCGGGUACUGGAAGAUGAAAGAGACUAUACAAGGGACCGGGUCCUGGGGGCCUGAGCCUCCUGGACCCUGCAUACCCCCAGCUUACUCAAGUCCCAGGCGGGAGCGUCUUCGUUGGCCCCCACCUCCCAAACCCCGACUCAAGUCAGGUGGAGGGUUUGGGCCAGAUCCUGGGUCAGGGACCACAGUGCCAGCCAGACGCCUCCCGGUACCCCGACCCUCUUUUGAUGCCUCAGCAAGUGAAGAGGAGGAAGAAGAGGAGGAGGAGGAUGAAGAUGAAGAGGAGGAAGUGGCAGCUUGGAGGCUGCCCCCCAGAUGGAGUCAGCUGGGAACCUCCCAGCGGCCCCGCCCUUCCCGCCCCACUCAUCGAAAAACCUGCUCACAGCGCCGCCGUCGAGCCAUGAGAGCCUUCCGGAUGCUGCUCUACUCAAAAAGCACCUCGCUGACAUUCCACUGGAAGCUUUGGGGGCGCCACCGGGGCCGGCGGCGGGGCCUUGCACACCCCAAGAACCAUCUUUCACCCCAGGAAGGGGGUGCGACGCCACAGGUGCCAUCCCCCUGUUGUCGUUUUGACUCUCCCCGGGGGCCACCUCCACCCCGGCUGGGUCUGCUAGGUGCUCUCAUGGCUGAGGAUGGGGUGAGAGGGUCUCCACCAGUGCCCUCUGGGGCCCCCAUGGAGGAAGAUGGACUCAGGUGGACUCCAAAGUCUCCUCUGGACCCUGACUCGGGCCUCCUUUCAUGUACUCUGCCCAACGGUUUUGGGGGACCAUCUGGGCCAGAAGGGGAGCGCAGCUUGGCACCCCCUGAUGCCAGCAUCCUCAUCAGCAAUGUGUGCAGCAUCGGGGACCAUGUGGCCCAGGAGCUUUUUCAGGGCUCAGAUUUGGGCAUGGCAGAAGAGGCAGAGAGGCCUGGGGAGAAAGCCGGCCAGCACAGCCCCCUGCGAGAGGAGCAUGUGACCUGCGUACAGAGCAUCUUGGACGAAUUCCUUCAAACGUAUGGCAGCCUCAUACCCCUCAGCACUGAUGAGGUAGUGGAGAAAUUGGAGGACAUUUUCCAGCAGGAGUUUUCCACGCCUUCCAGGAAGGGCCUGGUGUUGCAGCUGAUCCAGUCAUACCAGCGGAUGCCAGGCAAUGCCAUGGUGAGGGGCUUCCGAGUGGCCUAUAAGCGGCAUGUGCUGACCAUGGAUGACUUGGGGACCUUGUAUGGACAGAACUGGCUCAAUGACCAGGUGAGAAAGGGUAGAGAAACAGGCCUGAGAGGGGAUUCAGGGAGCAGGGUGUCUGGGGCCCUCUGCAUGGGGGAGCCCUGUACCCAUGCCGCACCCUCCAUGGCAAGCUGCCUCCCAUCUUCUCCCCAGGUGAUGAACAUGUAUGGAGACCUGGUCAUGGACACAGUCCCUGAAAAGGUAGGCCCAACCAGAUAGGUCAGUACCCAGAAGAACUUCUGCAGUUUUAAGCAGCUUUUUAAGCUCCUUUCAUCCUUUUCAUUUUACAUAGAGAGGGUCUCUGUUUCAGGGAGAGAGGUGGUAGUGGUAAUGUAUUAAUUUCAAAUCUGUAAUCUUGGCCGUGGAUUUAUCAGUUGUUUUCCUUUCUGCCAGUAUUUAGUUUUUUUCCCUAUGGCCAGCCCCAAGAAUCGAGAUGGGAUCCUAUUGUAAAACAAGGUUUAAAAAAAAACAAAAAAGGCCGCCAGGCAUGGUGGCUGGUGCCUGUAAUCCCAGCACUUUCGGAGGCUAAGGUGGGCAGAUCACCUGAGGUUAGGAGUUUAAGACCAGA
Messenger RNA from Piliocolobus tephrosceles (Ugandan red Colobus), 2222 nucleotides. RefSeq names its product SUMO specific peptidase 3 (gene SENP3). The record is from RefSeq and is a predicted model, not a curated record. The coding region runs from base 467 to 1873 and encodes 468 amino acids. The transcript has 5 exons. Lineage: Eukaryota; Metazoa; Chordata; Mammalia; Primates; Cercopithecidae.